Messenger RNA from Thlaspi arvense, 1971 nucleotides. NCBI's taxonomy places the organism in Eukaryota, Viridiplantae, Streptophyta, Magnoliopsida, Brassicales, Brassicaceae. The record is from the annotation of a GenBank genome assembly.
AUCCCUUCAUGUCAUGUAUAUCCACAAAGCUAUGCCACCUUUCUCUGCCCAUCCAAGAUAGUUUAUAAAUACUAAACGGGUGUUAUCACGUUUCUGUCAAAUCCAUUUCAUUUUGAUUUUUCUUCUCUGGAUUUAUCAAUGAAGGCUUUAUGUUUGUUUACUCAGGACGUGUCCAUGUCUUUGAAAUGCAUGUCUGGUCUGUAUCGAUUUAGCCUCACGCACGCUCUCUGUUUCGUAUCUUUGGUACUCAGAAGAAAGAAGACGAAAGUCAAAUCCAUGAGACGGGAAGAGGAAGCAGAUGUGUUUGGUGGGGUUAUGAGGUCAAUACAUCUUCAGAUGAUUGUAUCGCUGCCAUUAACUCCUACUCUCACCAGCCCUGUUUUGGGUUUUGACAUUGUUCCACGUCUGGUGAAGGUUCUUGGCUAUGGAAGAGAGAGGAAGGUGAUUCUAGAAGCUCCCUUUCAUGAUAAAGACUGUGUUUUGGGCAACAUUUUGGCUGCGCAUUACCUUAGCUCUUCUGAUUUCGCCAGAGCCAAAUCCUAUGCUCGAGCUGCAGAAUCCAAUCUUGGGAAAGCCACACCGUAUGAGAAAGCAGUUUUCGAAGCUCUUAGUUACUUGAUCUCUGAGAAUAUGGACGACGAUGUGGCUUUGGUGUUACACUCUAAGCUCUUGGAGAGGUUUCCCAAAGAUUUGCUGUCUUGGAAGAGAGUAGAGAUUCUGUGUUUCUACAUGGGUCGACCUGAUCUCUCUUUGCCUCUUUUGCAGAAGAUUAUACGGAAGAAUCAAGAGCAAGACUAUGUUUAUGGUAUGCUUGCAUUCCCCUUACUGGAGCUUGGACAAUUGGCGGAAGCUGAGAUAGCUGCUAGGAAAGGCUAUGAGAUCAACAAGAACGACUCUUGGGCUCAUCACUGCGUAUGUUUUUACUACUAUCCACUGUAUUCGCAUAACUGGUGGCAUGUAGCUGUUUGUUACUUGGAAGGAGGUUCUCCUUUGAGUAAGGUACAAGAAAUAUAUGAUCAUCAGAUGUGUAAAGAACUGGAGAAAGACGAUGCUGUGGCUGCAGACGUUUAUAUGGAUGCUCUAGGUUUGUUGUUGCGCUUGGACACACGCGAUAAGCUAGAUGGCUUUUUAGACAGACUAGAGAUGUUGGCAGACUGCUUGACUGAUCAAGCGAUGUGGUAUCAGGAAUGGCUUUUUGAUAUUACAACAAUCUGGGCAUUGAGUAAAGUUGGAAACACUUCACGAGCACAUGUAUUGCUCGAGGGACUCAAGUACCGAACAUCUCAUAUGAGCAAGAAGAAACAACAGCUGAUGAAGAAAGCGAUUCUGCUUGCUGAAGCUGUUUGUGAAUACGGAAAAGGCAACUACAAACAAGCUCUAGAGCUGCUCGGUCCAGACUUUGACGCAGCUGAUUAUAAGAUGAUUGGAGCAUCGGAUUUACAGAUAGAUGUUUUUAACGAAAUAUGGUACAAAUUGCUUUUACUCACCGGCCAAUCUUCAAGUGCGAUUGAAGUAUUGGAGAGGAGGAUAAAGGAGAGAGAUGGUGCUCCUUUCUUGUGGCGUUUGCUGGAGAAGAGUUACGCUAUGGAAGGCAAGUCAGACGCUGUUGUAAUUACUGCAGGUGAUAAAGCGAAGGCGCUGGAAUCUUCAUAUUUCAAGAUUCCUUGAUUAUAUACGGCAAAACGUCCAAAACGGCAUCGUCAUGUUAUCUUCUAGACAUGCUGUUGCGCCUUGUUGAAUAAGUUUGAAUCGUUAUGGUCAAUGUAAAAGUUGACUUUGACAUUCUAUGUAAAUUUGCGGUUUGACCCCAAGAAUGAUGGACAUUCUCGUAAGAUCAUCUCUUUUAUCUGUCCAUAUAUGUAAAUAUUGUUACAAGAAUUUAUCAAAUGACCGUUUAUGUUAAUGGAUCUUGAAGCUGUGGAUAUAGAAAUUAAUUUCUGCUCGAUUGCAACAUGGGAACAUACCUAUAUU